Messenger RNA from Callorhinus ursinus (northern fur seal), 1870 nucleotides. It is a transcript of the gene TEKT5, whose product is annotated as tektin 5. NCBI's taxonomy places the organism in Eukaryota, Metazoa, Chordata, Mammalia, Carnivora, Otariidae. Gene Ontology annotation, biological process: cilium movement involved in cell motility; cilium assembly. Gene Ontology annotation, cellular component: nucleus; sperm flagellum; microtubule cytoskeleton. The record is from RefSeq and is a predicted model, not a curated record.
UUCCGGGACAGCCUGCGCGGGCACAAGGUCACAGUUAAAGUGGCUCCUGUCCCUUCAGCCCCGCCACCCACGCCCCCUCCGCGCGCUCACCCUGAGGCACCUCCUCCAUUCGGCUGCCUUCGGCGUCUCCGCGGUCACCGGAACCUGCCCUUACGUAUUUCCGCCUCCAGGCGCCCAAUCUGACUCUCCAGCCGCGCGAAAGUUUCGCCCAAGGGUGGCUGAUGGGGGAGGAUGGAGUUUCUUGGAACCACCCAGACGACCAGUUACUGUGGCCCCAAGAAAGCCUGUGGCUUCAGUGCCCUGCCCCCGGCCGUGCCGGCCCCGGAGAUCCAGGAAUGUUACCAGCCCUAUUACCUGCCUGGGUACCGCUACCCCAACUCAGGGAGACCCAGCCUCUUCUACAAGAUCUCCAACGCCCAGACCUGCAUGGAUGAGGGAGCGAUGUGCCUCAGCGCCCUGAGGCCACCCACCAUCCUGCCCGCGCUCCGCUCCGCACUCUUCUGUCGCUACAGCCCCCAUGACUGGGACAGGUCCAACAAGCUGCAGAUGCGCGGGGCCGAGGCUUCUCGGCUGCGGGCCAGCCGGCUGACCGGCGACUCCAUGCGGCUCAUGCAGGACAAGGACCAGCUGACCCGCCAGAUGCAGGAGGGGACCAGCCGGAACCUGGGCCAGAGGCUGUCCGACAUUGGCUUCUGGAAGUCUGAGCUGGGCUACGAGCUGGAGAGGCUCCUAAACGAGAACCGCAGCUUGGAGACAGUCAAGAGGCGGCUGGAGUGUGUGGCCGAGGAGCUCAACUGUCCACUGCAGGUUGCUCUGGAGUGUCUGUACCAUCGAGAGAAAAGGAUCGGGAUCGAUUUGGUCCAUGACAAUGUGGAGAAAAACCUUAUCCGGGAAGUAGAUUUGCUAAAAUGUUGCCAAGAACAGAUGAGAAAACUAGCUCAAAGAAUUGAUAUCCAGAUGCGGGAUAACCGAGAUGCCCAGCAUGCUCUGGAGAGGGACCUCGAGGACAAAACCUCAGCCCAGUUUAUCGAUGAGAAGUGCUUUAACCUGAGGAACACGUCAGACUGCAUCAGCUUCUUCCAUGGCAUGGAGAAGGUCGAUGGCACGAUCUCUGUGCCCGAGAGCUGGGCCAAGUUCAGCAAUGACAACAUCAGGCACUCGCAGAACAUGCGGGCCAACUCCAUCCGGCUGUGCGAAGAGGCCGAGAAUCUCUUUGAGGCCUUGUCGGAUCAGAUGUGGAAGCAGUUUACCCACACCAACCUGGCCUUCAGUGCCCGCAUCUCCGAGGUGACAGACGCGAAGAAUAAGCUGCAGACGCAGCUGGCGAAGACGCUGCAGGAGAUCUUCCAGGCAGAGAAUACCAUCAUGCUUCUGGAAAGGUCCAUCAUGGCCAAGGAGUGCCCACUGAAGGUGGCGCAGACGAGGCUGGAGUGUCGGACCCGGCGCCCCAAUGUGGAGUUGUGCAGGGACAUCCCACAGUUCAAGCUCGUGAACGAGGUGUUCACCAUCGACGACACCUUGCAGACUCUCAAGCUGAGACUCCGCGAGACGCAGGACACGCUCCAGCUGCUGGUAAUGACCAAGUGCCGGCUGGAGCACGAGCUGGCCAUCAAGGCCAACACACUCUGCAUCGACAAGGAGAAGUGCAUGAGCAUGCGCAAGACCUUCCCCUGCACGCCACGCCUGAUGGGCUAUACCUGAGCCGCUGCCGCCAGCCCCUGGCAUCCUGCUCUGCGCCUGUUCCGUGUGCAGCAUAAAAAUGGAAAAGGCAGAAAAACAAAAUAAAGUGUCAUUUUCUCCCUUUCCUCCUAUCAUGGAAAGAAAAACCACGUUAUAUAAAUAUAUAUAUUGAGAGCCAAAAUAAACGUGC